AUGACGGUAGCAAUGAGACAGUCUACGAUGCGUGAAAUUGACAUUAAGUUGGUGUGCGUUGGGGCCGCAAACACGGGGAAGACGACAUUUCUUCGCUGCUGGGAAACCGGCAAUCCCCCAAUGCACUUGUCCACAACCAUACAGAUGGAGUUUCAUCGGCGUGAAAUGUCCAUUGCCGUCCCAUCGCCGGUGUAUUUUGAAAAAAAGAAUCGAAGUGUAGAGGAGUUUAAAAUGACAACAAGCAAGAAUUUUGUGGGCGACAAUGCACUUGAUGGGAACGAUGAAAGGUUACACCGGGAAGACGCAUUUGGGUGCAGCAGCAUCAGCGGCGACAAUAGCAACAACAACAAAAGCAACAGAGAUAACGCACACAAUAUUGCGCAACCGUGCAGUUUGCCUUUUUUCCGUAAUGAAAAUGGGGAACGUCUUCUCUCUUCUUCUGUGGGUAAAGGGAACGGCAACAAUGGUAACAGUAACAGUAACAGUAGUCAUGGAUUUCCACAUAAUCCCUUUGGAAGCGAGUAUGUCCUUUUACCACCGCGAAUUCCGCCGCCUCAUUUGAAGGCGUUUCCUAAUAGCAGUAGUACUGGUAGAAGAAUUUGUUCCCUUUUUUAUGAAAAUGAUGUGAAGAAUGAAAAGGAAGGGAAGUGGCCACUCGUCCACGUUCCAGCAAUCGUUAAGGUGUGGGAUAUACAAGGUCAAGAGAGUACAAAAAAGAUGACACGUAUCUUUUACACGGGCGCCAUUGCUGUGCUUAUUUUUUGUGAAAUGAGCAACAGCAUGGAUUCCAUUAACAGCGCCUUGUCGUGGAAGAGCGAUGUGGAGCAAAAGAUACACAUUCCGAAGGAAAAAUCAUUAUUGGUAUCGUCGACGCCACCGGCGAUUGGAGGCAAAUUUGACACCAGGGGCGGAAAUUCAUCGAAAGGACAAAUUGAGGAGAUUGAGAGUGAAAACCCUCCAUGUUGGCUUGUUGUCAACAAGUAUGACCUUCUCUCGGGUUUCGCAUCACCACCGGAGUGGGCAUCUCACGCAGCGCUUGAUGAACUCUGUGCACGUCAUGGCUUUGCAGGCUGGUCCUAUGCGGUUGGUCGAAGAGGCGUGAAUGUUGAAGCGGUAGUGCAGGCUGUUAUUUUUGCCGCGAUGGAGCGCUUUCCACGCAAGUUUACAUGGGUGUGGGAGAACGAAACCAUCCAUGUUAGCUCCAAUGGGAAAGGGAGUGGUGUUGACCCGGUGGUCUUGCGCACACGAAAGCGUUUAAAACAACAUCAGCGGAGUGGGUGCUGCAGCAAGUAG
This is a messenger RNA of Trypanosoma cruzi, 1293 nucleotides long. RefSeq lists its product as uncharacterized. Gene Ontology annotation, biological process: intracellular protein transport. The transcript has a single exon. Bases 1 to 1293 code for a protein of 430 amino acids. The record is from RefSeq and is a predicted model, not a curated record. Lineage: Eukaryota; Euglenozoa; Kinetoplastea; Trypanosomatida; Trypanosomatidae. Gene Ontology annotation, molecular function: GTPase activity. Gene Ontology annotation, cellular component: endomembrane system.